Molecule: messenger RNA, 1362 nt
Organism: Nestor notabilis (Kea)
Lineage: Eukaryota; Metazoa; Chordata; Aves; Psittaciformes; Psittacidae
Gene: NEK6
Product: NIMA-related kinase 6
Exons: 9
Coding region: 1-945 (314 amino acids)
Biological process (GO): protein phosphorylation
Molecular function (GO): protein kinase activity; ATP binding
Source: RefSeq, a predicted model, not a curated record
AUGGAAGGGCAGCAUAACCAUCCACAUCAUCUAGGGGACCAGAACAACCCUCUUUGCAAGCUGCCAGGGCAGGAGUACCAGCAUGAUCCUCAGAGACAUUUAACAUCGUACCCAUAUCGCUGCACAUUGGCAGAUUUUCAGAUAGAGAAGAAGAUUGGACGAGGACAAUUCAGUGAAGUUUACAAAGCAACUUGUCUUCUGGACAGAAAACCUGUGGCAUUAAAGAAAGUUCAGAUUUUUGAAAUGAUGGAUGCCAAGGCUAGGCAAGAUUGCAUUAAAGAAAUUGACCUCUUGAAGCAACUGAACCACCCCAAUAUAAUUAAGUAUUUGGAUUCUUUUAUUGAAGACAACGAACUUAACAUUGUCCUGGAGCUGGCUGAUGCUGGUGAUCUCUCCCAGAUGAUUAAGUAUUUUAAAAAGCAGAAACGGUUAAUCCCGGAAAGGACGGUGUGGAAAUAUUUUGUGCAGUUAUGCAGUGCAGUUGAACACAUGCACUCCCGCAGGGUGAUGCACAGAGACAUAAAACCAGCCAAUGUGUUUAUAACAGCCACAGGGGUGGUGAAGCUGGGAGAUCUUGGAUUAGGCCGUUUUUUUAGUUCUAAAACCACUGCAGCACAUUCCUUAGUGGGAACUCCAUACUAUAUGUCCCCAGAAAGAAUACAUGAAAACGGCUAUAACUUUAAAUCUGAUAUCUGGUCUUUGGGCUGUUUAUUGUAUGAGAUGGCAGCUCUUCAGAGCCCUUUCUAUGGAGAUAAAAUGAACCUGUUUUCUCUUUGCCAAAAAAUAGAGCAGUGUGACUACCCACCUCUUCCAGCCGAACAUUACUCUGAAAAGCUGCGGGAGCUGGUCAGCAUGUGCAUAUACCCUGAUCCAGAUCAAAGACCUGACAUUGGUUACGUGCACCAAAUAGCUAAACAAAUGCAUGUGUGGACCUCCAGCACAUGAAGCAUCUGCAGCCACUCUCGAGAAGCCAGCACAGCUCAGUCUUACUUGAAUUCUUUUUUUCUCAGCUGAAACUGAGUGGUGCCUUGUCACCCCCGCGAGAGGGUUGAGCACUCGUAGCAAGAGGCUCCAUUAUUUCUGCAGGUUAUUUGACAAGGACUCUUACGCCGUGGUCAUGCUUUAAAGUGAAGAUUCUGUGAGGUAUUGCAAGUGAUUUUUUUUGUUGUUGUUUUUUUUCUUCCAGGCCAAUAACAUGUUACAGAUGUAGAUCAUUUAAGGGUCCUUUCUUAAAACUGUCGUGUGUAAUCUAGGAUAGAUAUUAACAAGGGUGCAGGUUUGCUGCACCCCCUCUAUCUUAACUGUAAUGUGAACUAUUGAAAUAAUUCCUUCAGUGAAAUCACUUUAUACUAGUGUAAGAAU